AUGUCUUGGCGAAGCUUUUUGACAGGUGGUAUUAAAUAUUGGAAGAGAUUGCAGAAAUUCCCUGUGAUCCUCAAACAGCCUGGAAUAUAUUUGUUAUCAAAGUGUUCUUUCCCACAUCAAUGCAUUCAUCCAAAUACUUUGGGACUAUUCAAGCACUUUGGUCGUUACACACAAGACACAUCGCUGGUCAGAACAGUUUACAGGACGAUAGUUAACAGCAGUACGGAGCAACGGCCAAAUUUAUUAUUAAGAGUUAGCAGGCAUUUCACAGGAGCUGCUGAUCUGAGGCAUAGUUAUCAUAAUCAUAACUCUUUUCACCCAAUCAAUAAGGCCUGUAAACCGAAGCGUAAAUCAUGGUUGGAAAAUCUCUUUGGUAGAAAUAAAUACAAAUCAUUGUCCAGUUUGGCUACAAAUUGUGCUGACACAAUAGUCCCCAAAGAAUUUAUUGCUGCAGGAUGUAACAGUGCUGUAUGGGGUGCAGAAAUUCGUAAGCAGUAUCAAAGUGGAAAUGAAACUAUUGAUGAAUUAGCUGUCAAGGUGUUAUAUAACUACUAUGUGAAUUCGUCGUGUUACGGAAAAGCGAACACAAAACUUGAGAGUGGUGAUAAUAGUGAUACAGUGAAAAAUAUUCCUGAAAAUUGGAUAUUGCUUCAUCGUCAAAUUCAAAGGGAAUGCGAACUUCGACCCCAAACAAAUCAUCCCAAUAUUGUUCCAAUAGUUGGACAUUUUGUCGAUCGUGCACCUCAGCUUGAAGUGAACCGGGAAUCUGUUGGUAAGAGUUCUGAUGAACUUGAAAAGUAUACCUGUCUGACUGAGCUCCACGAAUCUAAAUGUUCGCAGGUUUCUGGAAAUGUUAGCCGGUCAGUGAAUUCAUCUAGCACUCCAAUUUCGUGCUGGCCAGGAGCAGAAUCCUUUCCUGAAGCAUUUGCUGGUCGACCCUACACAUUCUACAUGUUAAUGCCAAAAUUCGAAGCUACUUUAGAUGAUCUAUUACAAGGAAGCAUUAAAUUUAAUUUUCAAAAUUCAUAUACUGAAAUUAUGCGUAAUAAAACUACUAAGUAUGGACGGAGUGCAUGUAGAGAUACCAGUUCAGCGCAAUUGAGUCAGUAUAUAAUUCCAAAUACUGCCAACUCUGUGAUAUCUUCUAAGUCUGAUAAUGUCGACAUAGAUUCUCAAAUCGUCACAGAUGAUGUAUAUAUCAAGCAUGCUGAGACGUAUCUUUCUGUUGAUGAUAUUGUAACCAUUCUCGUUCAAAUAUUCGAAGCUGUCGCUGAACUUGAAGCUCAUGGAAUAGCUCAUCGAGAUAUUAAACCCAAUAAUAUACUAAUACGUCAACGUGUUCCAUUUGAAAGUGAUCAAAUUUCUGGUUUGAAGUCUACAAGAUUAACUUUUGAAUCUACUCAAGAUCCAUCCUUAAGAUGGUUGAAUGAUAAAGAAGUGGAAAUGACUAAUUCACAUUUAUGUGUGGCGUUAACUGACUUUGGAUGUGCUAUUCGUACAAACCAGUCUACUAGUGAAGCUGCAUCAUCAUUUAAUCAGUCGAAAUUGAAAACUGCUCUCACUAAUUUAAUCGGUGUUCUUAGUGAUGAUGAUAAUGAUAAUGCAUACAUCAAUCAUAGUGGAAAUACAGCUCUUUUAGCUCCAGAAAUUGCAUGUAUUUAUCGUAAUUUACCCAUUGAUUAUUCUCAUGACCGGAAUAUAACCGGUCAAGAUUAUGCGCGGUCAGAUUUAUGGGCAGCAGCAACACUAAUAUAUCCGCUUUUUGGAAUGUCGAACCCUUUUGUUGAUGGUACACUUUCAUCUGUUGAUUAUUCUGAAGACGCUUUACCCCAACUUCCACCUGAGGCUCCGAAAAUCAUGACAUGGAUUUUGCACAGGUGUCUGAAACGUGAUCCAUCUAAAAGGCCUAGAGCUGAUGAGAUUGCAGACAUUCUUCAUGUUUGGUGUUUAGUACGACAUCUUCAUCGUAGACAAAAAGCCAGCAUUUUAAGAAACUUACAUCAGACAAGUAGUAAGAGUGUGGAUAUUUUGCCUGAAGAAAUCUUAAAUCCUAUGCAGUCUAAUAAAGCCAAACUCAUGCUAUCAAACAAUCGCCUAUGUGAACUUCUUAAUAUAUUUUGGGCGGCCGAUUGGUUGACGGGUGCUGCUCAGCCACUACAAGGUAUUCGCUCGAUGUUUUAUUCACGUGCUACUCCUGGACGGUUCGAGCUUUGUUUGGAUGUUUUGCAUUCUGUGGAUUCAUUAAACAGAGACAAUUUAAUUGAUUCAAUCUAUAACUAG
Molecule: messenger RNA, 2280 nt
Organism: Trichobilharzia regenti
Lineage: Eukaryota; Metazoa; Platyhelminthes; Trematoda; Strigeidida; Schistosomatidae
Source: the annotation of a GenBank genome assembly